This is a messenger RNA of Psammomys obesus (fat sand rat), 1043 nucleotides long. RefSeq names its product clathrin light chain B (gene Cltb). The transcript has 6 exons. Gene Ontology annotation, molecular function: structural molecule activity; clathrin heavy chain binding. Bases 94 to 783 code for a protein of 229 amino acids. The record is from RefSeq and is a predicted model, not a curated record. Gene Ontology annotation, cellular component: clathrin coat of coated pit; plasma membrane; clathrin coat of trans-Golgi network vesicle. Gene Ontology annotation, biological process: clathrin-dependent endocytosis; clathrin coat assembly; intracellular protein transport. NCBI's taxonomy places the organism in Eukaryota, Metazoa, Chordata, Mammalia, Rodentia, Muridae.
CCGCCGCCGCCGCGGUGACAGGCGAGCCGGGCGGGUGACGGGAAGUGCGGGCCGCGGGCGCGGGCGGGGAGGUGACAGCAGCACGCGGGGAAGAUGGCUGAGGACUUCGGCUUCUUCUCGUCGUCGGAGAGCGGGGCCCCCGAGGCCGCCGAGGAGGACCCGGCCGCCGCCUUCCUGGCCCAGCAGGAGAGCGAGAUCGCCGGCAUCGAGAACGACCCCGGCUUCGGGGCACCUGCCGCCAGCCAGGUGGCCUCCGCGCAGCCGGGGCUCGCGAGCGGGGCUGGUUCUGAGGACAUGGGGACUACAGUCAAUGGAGAUGUGUUUCAGGAGGCUAAUGGGCCUGCCGAUGGCUAUGCUGCAAUUGCCCAGGCAGACAGGUUGACCCAGGAGCCUGAGAGCAUCCGCAAGUGGAGAGAGGAGCAGAAGAAAAGGCUGCAGGAGCUGGAUGCUGCCUCUAAGGUGACCGAACAGGAAUGGCGGGAGAAGGCUAAGAAAGAUCUAGAGGAGUGGAACCAGCGCCAAAGCGAACAGGUUGAGAAGAACAAGAUCAACAACAGGAUUGCUGACAAAGCGUUCUACCAGCAGCCAGAUGCUGAUAUCAUUGGCUAUGUGGCAUCUGAGGAGGCUUUUGUGAAAGAAUCCAAGGAGGAGACCCCAGGCACAGAGUGGGAGAAGGUAGCCCAGCUGUGUGACUUCAACCCCAAGAGCAGCAAACAAUGCAAAGAUGUGUCCCGCCUGCGUUCGGUGCUCAUGUCCCUGAAGCAGACACCAUUGUCCCGCUAGGUGUCUGCUGUAAGAAUGGCCAAAGCAUGGGCCUUGCUGGGGCAGAGGAGCAGCUGCUUCAGGCAGAGUGGAACUUCCUCUGGUAGUUGCCACGCACAGCCUGUUCUGCUCCUCUGUGUCUCUGGGAGCUGGGAAGUGGGACCCUACCCCUUUCACCCCUUACUCCCUGCUGGCCCCAUGUUCCAGCCCCUCUCAGUCCACUCCAGUGUGACUGUCCCUCCUGAUGUAUUUUUCUUGGCUUAAAGGAUAUGUUAACUCUU